GCGCUCGACUUUCCUUCCAGCCUCGACGAUGCUUGUUUCGAUCCAUUAUACUCUGCUCACAUAGUCUUGACUCGCAAAGAUUACGGGUCCACCGUUGCUAAUACUCGUUAACUAGCGGCACACGACAUGGGCUCUCCACGUUCAUUCACGGUGCUCGGCGGUGGUCUCUCAGGCUUGUCUGCAGCUUUUCAUCUUUCCAGACGCUUUCCUGCUCGUACUGGAACCAGAAUAACUCUUUUGGAGAAGUCGUCCAGACUAGGAGGAUGGGUACAAUCGGAGCGCGUCCGCGUAAAGGACAAGCACGGGCACGAGGCUGAGAUCCUGCUUGAGAGCGGCCCUCGCACGCUGCGCCCCGCUUCGAAAGCUGUUCUCGAGAUUAUCCAUCUACUCAACCUAGAGUCUUCCCUCUUAACUGUCCCACGGAAUGCUCCCGCUGCCCGGAACCGAUUCCUACAUGUUCCCGGAUCCAAGGGCCUUCUGACGAUCCCGGGUUCGCUCCCUGCUCUGCUCGUCUCGCCCUUGGCGAAGAUCCUGGUCCCUGCCAUGUACAGGGACUUUCGCAGAAUCAAUGGCACAGUCCUCAACGCAUCGUCUCCCAAUGACGAGUCGGUUGAUGCGUUCUUCACGCGUCACUUCGGGCCCGAGUUUGCCCGGACCUUUGGUAGCGCGCUCAUCCAUGGCAUAUAUGCCACCGACUCGCGACUACUCAGCGUACGGGCAGCGUUUAGUGCCGUGUGCCGAUUGGAGGAAAGCGGAAAUGGCAGUGUCGUGCGCGGGGCCCUCAGGGAGAUGAUGUCUUCCUUGCGAAAGCGCAAGUCGCAAAGGAAGACAGUUGACGAAGAGGCGGAGGCGUACGAUAUGGGCGAGGUUGCGCAUCUCAUGAAGGGUGUUAGCGUUUACUCCUUCCGAGACGGGAUGCAGACCCUCACAGAUGCGAUGGCGAGCCGAUUACGACAGCAGGAGAAUGUGGAAAUUAUCCAUGGAGAUGGUGCUGCAUCGUUGAUCAAGACCGUCGAUGGUUUCCAGGUGAUCACUAGUUCCGGAAGAGAGAUCGCUACUUCGCAGCUCAUAUCUGCGCUACCACUGCCACUCCUUCACCGGCUGCUCACCACCUCGAAUCAUACUUCUCUUGCCCCCAGCUCAAACCCUCUUUCUCAGUCGCAUCCGGCAACACCCUCCGUUCAGCGCAGGUUGCCCCCUCCACCUUUCCCUCACCCAGCGCUAUCCGCGCGCAGUGGUAUACCUGGACGUUAUGAAGCGUCAAAUCCCCAUCCGAACAUCGUUCCUCCUGCCAGCUCGCACGCAUCGACAUCCCUCCGCAACACUGUCCCCCCGCUCCCUCACGUCCUGGCCAAUCCUUCCUCGUCCGUCACUGUCGUCAACAUUGUCUUCCCUCCCUCCGACACUCCGAUCCACCCAGAGGGGUUCGGCUACCUCAUCCCGCGUCCCGUAUCAGACUACCCCUCCCAGGGCACCACCCUCGGCAUGCUAGGCACCGUCUUCGACUCAUGUUCGCUAAACGGCCAGGACAUAUCGUUCUCUGCAGACCGCCGCUCGCCCAAAUUCACGAAGGUGACGGUCAUGCUCGGGGGUCCGUACGGGCCUCCCUCCCCCGAUCCAAGUUCCGCGGAAUUUCUUCCUGCGCUGUUGGGUGCGCUCCAGCAGCAUUUGGGGCAUCCCGAGCCUCUGCCCGAGCCCUGCUUAGUUCGCGUCAGGCGACAUCCCGACUGCAUCCCGACGCUGACGGUGGGUCACGUGGCGCGCAUGGCGGAGCUUCGCGAAGCUGUUCGGGAGAAGAUGGGUCAGGGCGCGGCAGUUAUAGGAGCUGGUGUAGGUGGGGUGAGCGUCGGCGAUUGUAUAGAGAGCGGCAGACGUGUCGCCCUGGAGUUGUAACUUUAGAUUGUACCGCGCAUUAUAUCUACCUUCUGUUGACCAUCAGGGACCGCAGCGGACGCGCCGCUGGUGUGUCCUGCUGUCUGGUCGAGGUCUGACCAGCGUCGAGUACUAUUCGGUCAAAUCAUCUUUUCUCUCGC
Trametes versicolor FP-101664 SS1 is the source of this 2033-nucleotide messenger RNA. Its product is annotated as Protoporphyrinogen oxidase. Gene Ontology annotation, molecular function: protoporphyrinogen oxidase activity, oxygen as acceptor. Lineage: Eukaryota; Fungi; Basidiomycota; Agaricomycetes; Polyporales; Polyporaceae. Gene Ontology annotation, biological process: heme biosynthetic process. Gene Ontology annotation, cellular component: mitochondrial inner membrane. Bases 127 to 1893 code for a protein of 588 amino acids. The transcript is spliced from 5 exons. The record is from RefSeq and is a predicted model, not a curated record.